CACAAAGCAGUUCGGGCCACGUCGCAUUCGCCAUAGUUCUUCAAACGUGUAAACACACAUACCGGCGACUGACAGAUAUUCCCCUAAAAUGAAUAUUUUCAGGUUAAUCGGGGAUAUGUCCCAUUUAUUGGCAAUAGUAAUAUUGCUGAUCAAGAUGUGGAAAACUCGUUCCGUAGCAGGAAUAUCAGGAAAGAGUCAGAUUUUGUUUGCCUUAGUAUUCACCACGAGAUACCUAGAUUUAUUUACAUCAUUUGUGUCAAUCUAUAACACGUGUAUGAAGGUUUUCUUCAUCGCUGCUUCCUACUUCACUUUGUUCCUGAUGUUCCACAAGUUCAAGGCCACAUAUGACAGUAACCACGAUACUUUCCGUGUGGAGUUCCUGAUCGUACCAGUUGGAGGUCUAGCCUUCCUUGUCAAUCAUGAGUUUGCUCCCUUGGAGAUCUUGUGGACCUUCUCCAUCUACCUGGAAUCUGUGGCCAUCCUUCCCCAGCUGUUCAUGGUCAGUAAGACCGGCGAAGCGGAGACCAUCACCAGCCACUACCUGUUCGCCCUGGGCUCGUACCGGGCUCUCUACCUCCUAAACUGGAUUUACAGAUACUAUUUUGAAGGAUUCUUUGACCUUAUUGCUGUAGUAGCUGGGGUUGUGCAGACCAUAUUAUAUUGUGAUUUCUUCUACUUGUAUAUAACUAAGGGAAAGGGCUCACUUCUGUUUACAAAUAAUGAGAUCGUAUUCAAGGACUCCGCGCCCCUGUUGGAUGUGUAGAUCAGUGCUGAAAGGAAAGAAGAUAUCAUUACCAGCUUAAUGAACUAGUAUGGGCUCUGGGUAUAAACUAUUUCUAUGUUGGUCAUCGUACAGGAAGCAAGAAGCAGGACAUUUUGAGAGAGAAGUCAAUGCCAAGUCAUCAGAAAUAACUCAAAUGUCCGGCCAUUAUUCAGGUUACAAAAAUUAUGAUAAGAAGACAUAUUGGCAUUUUCUGCAUUAAAAGCAUAGUAUGUGUAUUGCAUAGUUAUCAUACAUCAUUAAUAUAUGUACAUGUAUGAAAGUGUUGGUUAAAUGGGUUCAGUCGGUGUAUGUUUGUUAUUUUUGUACAAAAGUAAAACUAGUGAGGUCAAAAUUCAAUAAAAAUGUCAAAAAAUUCUAGAUUGAUUUUGGGAAAUAUGAGAUAAUUUGCCAUUUAAAAGCUAGUCAUAAGGUGCUUAUCUCGAUGUUGUCACUAUUAUUCUUUUCCAAAACCUCUAAAGAGCAGCAAUGAAAGAGAAAAGAACUUUAAUAUUCUUAUCAUAUUUGAAAAAGGUGAAGGUUAUUUUUU
Molecule: messenger RNA, 1310 nt
Organism: Saccostrea cuccullata (small rock oyster)
Lineage: Eukaryota; Metazoa; Mollusca; Bivalvia; Ostreida; Ostreidae
Product: ER lumen protein-retaining receptor 2
Exons: 5
Coding region: 89-763 (224 amino acids)
Biological process (GO): endoplasmic reticulum to Golgi vesicle-mediated transport; protein retention in ER lumen
Cellular component (GO): endoplasmic reticulum; membrane; cis-Golgi network
Molecular function (GO): ER lumen protein retrieval receptor activity
Source: RefSeq, a predicted model, not a curated record